This is a messenger RNA of Oryzias melastigma (Indian medaka), 1688 nucleotides long. RefSeq names its product ras-related protein Rab-11B. The transcript is spliced from 5 exons. The record is from RefSeq and is a predicted model, not a curated record. Gene Ontology annotation, molecular function: GTP binding; GTPase activity. Gene Ontology annotation, cellular component: recycling endosome. Bases 569 to 1225 code for a protein of 218 amino acids. Lineage: Eukaryota; Metazoa; Chordata; Actinopteri; Beloniformes; Adrianichthyidae. Gene Ontology annotation, biological process: constitutive secretory pathway; regulated exocytosis.
GCAAAGAAUGUAAAGAAUGUGACAUUUUUUCCUGUAAAAUGAACAGUCAUGUUUUUAAGUCAGAUAAAACCGAACGUAAUGCUUUAUUUAGAUCUACAAAGCUUCAGGGCUUACGGGGUUUCCACAAACAUAAGGCACGUGAACCACAUGUGGGUACAAAAUGUGAAAUUUUCAAUAAAUAAAGAAACAACAAUAAAAACAUGUGGGUACAAAAUGAUGAUGAAUUGAAAUGACCCCCCACACACACAAAGUUAAUAAAGAAAAAUAAUAACAUUAAACUAAAUAAAUAAAUAAUAAUAAAGGGGAAGAUAAGUAAAUAAAAAUAAAAAAUAAUAUUCCUGGGUGUAUAUAAAACAAGAAUAUCAGUCCUCUUCAUGUAAAACCGCACGUGAAGCAGCGUCGGGGUAAAAUUACGUCAGCACGUAGAGCGCCCGCCCACCUCCCCUCCCUUACGUAACGUGCGCGCGCCGUCUCCUGUCAUCCCGGCUGGCGCUGCACCACCCAAGCCGGUGCAGCAGAAAAGUCUCCUCCGUCACCGCUGGGCUCUCCGCCAGCUGAUCUCUCAAGAAUGGGGAACAGAGACGACGAAUAUGAUUUCCUAUUUAAAGUGGUUCUGAUCGGGGAUUCUGGUGUGGGGAAGAGUAACCUGCUGUCCCGUUUCACACGUAACGAGUUUAACCUGGAGAGCAAGAGCACCAUUGGGGUGGAGUUUGCCACUCGCAGCAUCCAGGUGGAUGGAAAGACGAUAAAAGCUCAGAUAUGGGACACAGCUGGACAGGAGCGCUACAGAGCAAUCACCUCAGCAUAUUACCGGGGUGCAGUGGGGGCCCUGCUAGUCUAUGACAUUGCUAAACACCUGACGUACGAGAACGUGGAGCGCUGGCUGAAGGAGCUGAGGGACCAUGCUGACAGCAACAUCGUCAUCAUGCUGGUGGGAAACAAGAGCGACCUGCGCCACCUCAGGGCCGUGCCCACGGACGAGGCCCGCGCCUUCGCAGAAAAAAACACGCUGUCAUUCAUUGAGACAUCAGCGUUGGAUUCCACAAACGUAGAAGAAGCAUUCAAGAACAUCUUAACAGAAAUCUACCGCAUCGUGUCGCAGAAGCAGAUAGCAGACAGAUCGGCACACGACGAGUCUCCAGGCAACAAUGUGGUGGACAUCAGUGUCCCACCGACCUCUGACGGUCAGAAAGGCAACAAACUUCAGUGCUGUCAGAGUCUGUGACGCUCAGGCUGAAAAUCUUGUUUUUCAAUCAUACCCCCACAUCAGCUGUGCACUUGUUUCUCAUGAAUCUAAUUAUGGCCAUUUCUCUUUUUCCUCCACCGUUUUUGUUUAUAUAUGUAAUAUAAAAAUAGAAACCACAGGUGCUCCUCGUCUCAGAAGCCUUUAUUUCACUCGAUUGUUGGGGUUUUUGGUGGGAAGAUCCCUGCAAUGCAGGGAUGAGGCUUUCCUGUCACGGACUGCUGAACCUGAAACACAUUUUCAUGGUGAACCACUAGAUGGUGCUGCAGGAACAAACUGCAAUUAUCAGUAUUAUGCAUUUGCCAGUGACAUUUCAUCACAUCAGUAAACAUGCCAAAAUAUCUUCAUUAUGUUUGUAUUUAAAUCAUGUUUGGCUUUAUUUGUCCUACUUUUCUCUUUGUUUAGAAAUUGUAUAAAAUGACAAUAAAAUUCUUCAAUCAGUAAA